Molecule: messenger RNA, 1532 nt
Organism: Contarinia nasturtii (swede midge)
Lineage: Eukaryota; Metazoa; Arthropoda; Insecta; Diptera; Cecidomyiidae
Product: transcription initiation factor TFIID subunit 7-like
Exons: 1
Coding region: 153-1382 (409 amino acids)
Biological process (GO): transcription initiation at RNA polymerase II promoter; RNA polymerase II preinitiation complex assembly
Cellular component (GO): transcription factor TFIID complex
Molecular function (GO): RNA polymerase II general transcription initiation factor activity
Source: RefSeq, a predicted model, not a curated record
GUGCCAACUUAUAAAAAGUAUUUUAACAUUUAACAGUUGGUAGCUCUAAACCCUCACCUUACAUUAGAGACACCACAAUGACAUAUGUGCGAUAAGUGUCAACCGGAGCAUAAGUAAAAACUUUAGUUUGUUGUUUUUAAAAUUUUCAAGAAAUGCCGGAUAAACAAUCAAAAUUAAUUGAGCGCGAUGACGGCGUUGAGCUGGAAACACAAGUUGUGUUACGAAUGCCAAUGGAACCGGCCCAAAUAUUGCGUGAAACAUUGCGUGAAGGUGGACCGAACUUAAAGGAUCGUUUGAAAGUAAAAUUGGAACAUGAUUUGCGAUACGGUGAAGUUCGAUUCGAUCAUUGGUUAAUGUAUACAAAAUUGGUGGAUUUACCAACAGUUACCGAAUCACUCAAAACGAUUGAUAGUAAAAAUUUCUACAAAACUGCCGAUGUUUGUCAAAUGUUAAUCUGCAAGUAUGAACAUUAUGACAAAGAUGCACCAACAACCGACGAUGAAUCGCCAGCAAAAAAUAAGAAAAAAGAUUCAAAUAAAGUUGAUAAGAAGUUUUUGUGGCCCCACGGAGUGACGCCACCGUGUAAAAAUGUACGCAAACGUCGUUUUCGUAAAACAUUGCGAAAGAAAUGUGCCGAAGCGCCGGAAAUUGAAAAAGAAGUAAAACGAUUGUUACGCGCCGACAAUGAAGCCGUUCAGGUAAAAUGGGACAUUGUACUGGAGGAAGAAGAUCCAAACAAACAAAAUAUGAUGUUGGGCAAUGAUGAAAAUACACAAUCAACUGUGGCCAUGGAUGGUGCCAGCACAUCGGAACUGGAUAAACACUUAAAAACAGACACAGAAAAAACAAUCGAAGACAGUUUGGAUGUUAUUCCACGUGAUAUUGAUAUUUUUGGCGAAGAUUUAUCAUCGUCAGACGAUGAGGAUAAUAAUAUAAAUGUUGAUGUUGAUGAAACGACGCGAUUGUCCGCCGACGAUAGUCGAUCAAAUUUCUCCAGUUCGAUGCCGAGCAGUUCAAUGGCCACUGAAUUCAAUAAGCAAAUGUUUAAUCGCAGUCCGUCACGAUUGCGUCAAACAAGCGAUAGCAUGGAUCUACCAAACUCACCGUCUGCUACAACCAGUCGCCAAUACUUUGACGAUCACACUGAAACCGAUGACAAUGAAUUCAAUAUUCCACAAAUGAGCCAAAAUGAAAUACAAAGCAAAAUUUCUGACUUACGUCGUCAAUUGGACGAUUUACGAGAUCAACGUAUUGCCAAAGAACAAGAAAUUUCUUCAAUUGAAAAUGAAACGUUGCGCGCACGGAUGCAGGACGCACUUGAUAAUAUUCUGGGCCAAAUUUUAGACAAAGAGAUGGAGCUACAAGAGUAUCAGUCUUAUUAAUGCAAAAAUAUCUAUAAAGUUGGAGUAUUUUUUUUACAAACACAUAAAUACAUGUAUUUUAUAAAUCCAAUGAGGACAAUAUGGAUCGUUGCGGCGAAAAAGUAGCUCUUAUUUUUCUCCAAAUAAUACUGCAACAUGAAGUUUUUUUCA